This is a messenger RNA of Arxiozyma heterogenica, 3675 nucleotides long. It is a transcript of the gene CAF130, whose product is annotated as CCR4-NOT core subunit CAF130. Lineage: Eukaryota; Fungi; Ascomycota; Saccharomycetes; Saccharomycetales; Saccharomycetaceae. The coding region runs from base 1 to 3675 and encodes 1224 amino acids. The record is from RefSeq and is a predicted model, not a curated record. The transcript has a single exon.
AUGAAUAAUACAAAUACCAAUAUUAAUAAGAAUAUUGAUAACUUCACAUCUUUAAAACAGAGAGUCUCUGGUUAUAAACCUUCACUUAGAUCCUUAAGGACUCAAAUCAGUAAAGAAAUUGAAAGUCCAACUGAGGAUUUAUAUUAUUUAUUUAUUGAAUCAACUGCUGUUGUUCUUUUCACCACGAAAAUCGGAUUAUCCAUAUUAAAUGAAUUAUAUAACAUUAAUUUGGGCAAAUAUGAUAAAUUAAUCAAUACAUAUGACGAAAAAUUGAAGCUAGCAUUAAGUUAUAUGCAUUCAAAUUGGUCACUAUUAACAUUACUAAAAUUCUAUAGAUUUUGUCUAUUCAAUGACUUAUCGUUUUUAGAUAUACGCAAUUAUAAUGAUCCAUUAUACAAGAACAACCUUUUGAAUCAAUUAUACGAUGGUUCAAAUUGGCAAGAUUCAUUGACUUUAACAUCUUUAGCAUGUAACACUGACUUUAAUAUACUCAUCGACUUAUUACGGUUUUUCACAGCUGAUAUUGAAAAUUGCUUGACCGAGAUGACUAUACACUAUGUAACCGAUCCUAAAUGGUAUAUUACAGGUAAAAUACCAACUUCUACAAAAUACCAAUAUUUAGGCGGGUUUAUUGUCACACAAUAUGAUAGAGCUCAUACAACAUAUGAUUUCUUCCUUAAUAUUGAUUUGAACACAAAUUCAGAGGACUUUAGUGAAAAAAAUUUUCUUUCGAAAAAUGAACUAGUCAAACUUUACUUAAAACCAAUUACGAAAUCGGAUUUCUGGGAUGUUUUAUUUAUCUCUGUGCGAUCUACCGAUACUGCAAUAGAAUAUUUCCAUGAGUUAUCAAAAUAUGAUGAAAAUAGAGAAUAUUUAAUCAAAUUGCAAAGGGCUUCAAAUCAACAACAAUACAUUGAUAAUAAUAAACCUCAUAUAAACGCAAAUAUUGGUAUCACCAAUAUCUCAUCAGUAGAUAAAAAUUCCAAUUCUAUGGUUGAUAUCAAUUGGCAUUCUGAAUUAAGGUAUGGUAUCCUUUCAUUAAUGUUAAAUUUAAAAUCAUUUAAUGAUUUUUUAUGCACUUCUUUACAAUUCGAAAUGUUAUGUACCUUGGUAGACCCACUCACUCAGCCCUUACCAAACGACAAAUAUAUUAUAUCAAUUGAUUUAUUGGCUAAUUUGUUUCUUUCUUCAUGCUACAAUGAUUUAAAAUCAGGAAGGAUACGAUAUCAAGGGUACGAAACUAGAUUUCACAUCGGCUUAAAUAUGGAAAGAAUAAUCCUAAACUCAAUGGAAAGAUUAAACUGUGAAGACUAUAAUCAUUUACAAAGCCUUGGAGUUGAUAACUUUGAUAACAAAAAUAUUGAACAUUGGUGGAAUCUAAUGUAUUCAUGGUUACCACACGGAUUGAAUACACAAGAUUUAGAACUUUUAUACAUGGUCAACAUAAUGGCCGUAUACGUGAUAUAUAAAUUGUUUAGUGAUAAACCAGUUCAGUUGAACCCGUUUUUAUCAACUUUAAUUUCGGUCUGGAAAAAAUUGUCAUGUAUCAUACUCUUCAGUUUAGAUAUAGAUAGGAUGUUAGAACAAGAUAAUGUGAGGGAAACUCCGUUACUUGUUAGAGCGACAAUACGAGGCGCAUCUGCCUUGAGAGCCGUUAUUGCCACAGUAUUAAAUAAUUAUAUGGAAUAUAUGGAACACGACUUUAAACAUGAACCAAUAAACACAUUUAUGUCUCCACAUGGACGGAAAUUAUGUCAAGGUGCCUUGUAUACAGAUAUAAGAUCAUAUGCAGCUGCAAUGUUAGCUCUUGGCGUAGAUUUAAAAAAUGUGACAGAAUUAUUUUCAGACUUACAGGCAGGUGAUAGAUUUGAUGAGGAUAUUAGAUACAUGUUUGAAUAUGAAUAUGAGGAUUACAAUAUAGUGGACGAUGAACCACAAAUUAAUGGUGUCUCGGUUACAAAAAGAAUUAAUGAUAACAAGAGGACUAAUAGUAAAAAUAACGAAGAUAAUAUUCUAGAGAAUGAGAAUAUUGGAAAACUGUUUCAACAAAGAAGAUGUGAUUGCAUCUUCGAUGAUGACAAAAUACAUGGUGCACAAAUGAUAACAAGCAAAAAUAAUACAGUUAUUGAAGAAAAUAAUACUGUAAUGACCACAAAUAAUCAAGAAAAUGUCAAUUCAAAUAAUCCGAUUGCUGGUAGAUCUAAAGCAUUCUUUGAAUUUGAUUACAGUGGUAAAGAUUGGCGAGAUGUCCCAAGAGGACUAAAUCUUUAUUAUGCUUCAACUUACCAGUUUAUUGUUAGUCCAAAAUUGGAAGAUGUUAGUAAAUUGAUUGUUAAAGCUUCAACGACCACUCUAGCUUAUGAUGAAGCAAUCUUAUUGUUACGAUUAGUGUCAUCUUGUGUCAAAGAAGAACAGGAGUCAAUGAUUUUUAGUCAUUUAAACGAAAUUUCAAACUAUAAUAAAAGGCAACAAGACGGAAACAAAGCUAAAAUAGUAACACCUGAGGAUAUCUACGAACUUUUAUGUGAUAAUUCUACUUUUGGAGAGAUUUUAUAUAUUAAUCAUGAAUUGGGGUGGAGAUUAAUGGAUGAAAUGUUAAUGUGUAAUGGAUAUCGUCGAGUAUUGAUUUGGUUUCUGACUCAUAUGGAAAUAAAUCAUACGUUAAUUCAUUAUAUCUUUGAGUUGGUAAUGGGUCUUCGAGGACAAGAUUUUGAAUCAAAUGCUACAUUAGAAGAUAUGAAGAAACUUUUAUUACACGAUAUACUAGUAAGCCAGAAUCACAAGACUGAAUCAUCUUCAGUGAAUAGUGGAAACAAAGACAAGUUUCCAUUUUCCAGACAAGGGCCACUAAUUUUGUCAGAUAUUGAAACAAGUAUGUUAUUACAAGAAUUUUUCACUAAUGCAGCGAUAUACUUAUCAAAUAAGAAUAAUUUAAAUAGUAAUCCAGCACAGUAUGAUGUGAAUGAUAAUAUGGGUGUUGGUGAAUCAAGUGAGGAGGGAUCAGAAUAUGUAUCUUUGUAUGCAAUUGGAUUAGUUAAGCUAAUAUGUUUCAUGGUUCGAACAUUAAUGGAGAAUGGAAAGUUUGAUUUUGUGAAAAUGGAGUGUUCUUUUGAAUUACAAACGUUAUUAAUGAAUUGGAUUGGAUUAAUUCCUGAAGCACAAGAGUUAUUUUUUAUGAUGAAAUCUAAUAUUGCAGAUAAAGAUAUUGCUACUGAUCACAGAAAUAAUAGUAUUAUAGGAAUCGACAGUGACUUUAGUGAAAGUAAAAUUAAUACGGAUGAUAGAUCUCGGCGCUAUAUUAUAACUAGUGAAGAAAUAGAAAGUGGUAAUUUAUUCAAAGAUGAUGACGAUGAUUCAGUAUCACAAGUUUCAAGUAAUAGUGAAAAUAAGCAUAGUAAUAGAGAGGAUGAUGAUAUAGAUGAAUACUCGAAGAAAUUACUUAAACUAUUACCACAUACUGUUAAUAAGGAUCAAGAUAAUAAUAAAGAAAACCAUGCAUUUUCAACAUUAAGAUCGUAUAUGAGAAGACAUUCUUUUGUGCAAGGAGUACCAGUUACUGGUAGAAAAGUUGUUCAUAGAGGCACAAAAAUCCUCCCUAUGAAACAAAAUGAAAGACCUAUAAGUAUACGAGAAUAUAUGGAAAACUAUGAUUAUUUUACACAACAUGAAUGGUAA